Solea senegalensis (Senegalese sole) is the source of this 1921-nucleotide messenger RNA. RefSeq names its product intraflagellar transport 46 homolog (Chlamydomonas) (gene ift46). The coding region runs from base 542 to 1573 and encodes 343 amino acids. The record is from RefSeq and is a predicted model, not a curated record. Gene Ontology annotation, biological process: cilium assembly; intraciliary transport. Gene Ontology annotation, cellular component: intraciliary transport particle B; motile cilium; centrosome. NCBI's taxonomy places the organism in Eukaryota, Metazoa, Chordata, Actinopteri, Pleuronectiformes, Soleidae. The transcript has 5 exons.
CAAGAUGGCGGAUCAGCGUCUGGUCGUGACAACGUCGAUGUGAGUUAACGGUUAGUUCGAUAAGUAAACGGCGGUGUUUAGCGCUAUUAUUCAUACGCAGUGUUACACUGAAUGCGGUUGUUUCUGCGAAUGUUCAACCGUUGGGAAUGAACGUAACGUAAAGUGACGCCGCGUUGAAGUUGAUCUGUUCGCGGGUUGCCGUGACAACCGUGCUAGCGUCUCAUAUUCCUGCUUCGAUUCGGGUUAAAAAAAAAAGAUCGCGUGUUAGGAUCAAAGACGACGACGUGAAUUCACACCGGACUUACACGCGCACGUUCUCCGAUUUUGUCGUUAACGUUGACGGAAAGUAGUAAAGCUAAAGUUCAUGUUUGCGUUUCGGCUUUGUUGCUCGGCGGCUAACGUUAGCAGCGUAGCAACAGGUCAAUGCUAACAGAACGUCACUCAGGUGGCGAUACACCUGGUUCACUUUAACGCGGUUUUAUACGUUUUUAAUAACAACGGUGAAAGAACCGUGAGCAUCCCGGUAACCCGCUGAUGUUCUAUGGAGAAGACUGAGCGGGAAAAGGACGUGAGUUUACUGAAGAACCAGCCGUACGACGAGAGUCUGGAGGUGGCCGACACCGAGGAGGUGGCGAGCGUCUACAGCCCGAGUCCCCGCAGCUACAGCCAGCCUCAGUCCAGGAGGAUUCGCGGCGGUCGCGGCCUGAUGUCGGCGAACAGCAGCAGCGACGAGUUCGACGAGGACCGCGGGCCUCAGAGGAGCAAGGAGCCAAUCAGCAGGCAGCCCGGAGCCAGUCCCGCCCACGACGACGAGGAGGACGACGAGGAUGAGGAAGACGAGGAGGAAGAGGAGGACGACUCUGAGGAAGAGGACACGGACGAUGACGACGAGCCGGGACAGGCUCCAGAGGGAGCGUACGACCCCGCCGACUACGCCAACCUUCCCGUUAGCACCGAGAUCAAAGAGCUGUUCCAGUACAUCACGCGUUACUCUCCUCAGACCAUGGAGCUGGAACACAGUCUGAAACCGUUCAUUCCAGACUUCAUCCCAGCUGUGGGCGACAUCGACGCUUUCCUCAAAGUGCCGAGGCCGGACGGUAAAGUGGACGGUCUGGGUCUGCUGGUUCUGGACGAGCCCAGUGUGAAACAGUCUGACCCAACGGUGAUGUCACUGUGGCUGUCGGAGGAAACCAAACAACACGGAGCCACAGAGCUGAAGAAAGUGACCAGCGUGGCAAGUCCUCAGUCGAACCCCCGGGCGAUCGACAGCUGGGUGGAGAGCAUCAGCGCACUGCAUCGCUCCAAACCCGCAGCGAGCGUCCAGUACGGCCGCCCGAUGCCGGACAUCGACAGCCUGAUGCAGGAGUGGCCACCGGAGUUGGAGGAGCUGCUGAGCCGCGCUCAGCUGCCGCCCGCUCGCCUCCACUGUGACCUGCAGCGAUACGUCGACGUGGUCUGCUCCCUGCUGGACAUUCCCGUGUACGGCAGCCGCGUGCAGUCGCUGCACCUGCUCUUCACGCUCUACCUGGAGUCCAGAGACUGGCAGCACCUGACGCGCAGGACGCAAACCUGACACCCGGCAUGGGGCGAUACGAUAUGGACGUUUCACUUUGUGUGUAUUAUUGCGAAAAAUGAACCCUUAGAAUGUCAAACAACAACAGAAAGUGUGUGUAAAUACGGGCAGAUGUCAGGUAAAAGCUAAAAAAAAACAUCAACGCGUUAUCAGAAACUUCUUUUGUAAAAUGUUAUACUGUUACAAAAACAUAUUGCGAACUUUACACAAUUGCGAUUUGCAGUGUUUUGGGAGCAGUUUUUUGUCUUAAGUAGCUUGCUAUCGCUAAUAGAAGUUCAAUUCACGAUAUUAUUGCGAUAAUUUACAAAAAAACAGUUGAAGAUGUGUUUUUACUAAUAAAACAGUUUU